Messenger RNA from Thrips palmi, 519 nucleotides. RefSeq lists its product as uncharacterized. The record is from RefSeq and is a predicted model, not a curated record. NCBI's taxonomy places the organism in Eukaryota, Metazoa, Arthropoda, Insecta, Thysanoptera, Thripidae. The transcript is spliced from 4 exons. The coding region runs from base 1 to 519 and encodes 172 amino acids.
AUGAAUCUUCUGUCUGGCCCAAGCGAGGCCGCAGUGGAGGAGCCCGGCAGCCUCGCCGCGCCGCCAGCGCCGAGGGGGGCCUCCCGCGAGCUGGCAACGCAACAGGCACAAACGGCUUUCGCCCCUGGAACGGCGGAAUCAGUUCCUGCACCGUGCACGCCCAAGGUGAUCGGCUGGUGCGACGUGGAGGGCUGCUCCGAGGCCGCCGUUUCGUGGAAGAGCCACGUGCUGCACUACCAGAGCCGCCACCUCGCCCAGGCCGACGACCGCAUCUUCUGCACGCUGUGCCUGGCGAAGGUGACCCAGUGGUCCGGCCACAUGGCCCUGCACAGGACCGGCUUGCGCUGCACCGCCUGCUCGGCCAGCUUCGUGGACCAGGAGGGCCUGCGCAGGCACUGGAUCCGCUUCCACUGCCGCAGUCCGCCGGGGACGCCGACUGGCAGCCAGGCCACCUCCGCCGCCCUGCACAGUUUCACCAGUGCAGUGCCGACCUUGCCCCGGCGCCCCCUUCAUCCAUGA